AUGCAUUUCUCUGCCAUAAUCUCGUUGACAUUUGGGCUUGCUGGCAUAGUUCCAGCUGUCCUUGCAAUCCCACAAUCUCCUGGAUGCAAUUCACGAUCAUCAUGUACCUCCAACAAUGAGUGUGCUUCCGGCGUGUGUCGAAAUGAGAUAUGUGUUGAAGUGGGAGAUCCUGAAUCUCAGGUACAUCUCGUGAAGCGUGUGUUGCCCGAGAAAACUUCUGACAAGUGUGCUGGCGGGGAUUGUGGUGCCUCGACCUCUGGAGAAGGUGGUGCAGCUGGAGGAUCCCAGUUAAUCAGUGAAUGGAAACUUCCCGGCUUCCCCAGCCAUGACUUGAGUGGCUUUAAUGUUGUUCAUGAUAAGUUUGGCAAACAAAACCGCAAGUUUAUCAAGGAUCCCGCUGGUGAAAAUACAGUCUUGCAAGUAAUUUACCCUGCUGGAAGCUAUGCCCCUGGUGCAAAACCUGUUGGUGGAACUGGGUUCAUGGCUCAGCCAAUAAAUCUUAAAGGAGCAAGAGUCGUCGCGUUUGGAUAUGAUGUAUUUUUCCCAGCUGGGUUCAAUUUUGUCAAAGGUGGCAAGUUGCCCGGUAUGUACGGUGGAGGUCCUGAAACUACUGGUCGUGAUUCAAAGGGAUUCUUUUCGUCUCGAUUCAUGUUUAGGACCGGGGGUGAAGGUGAAGCUCACUUGGAUGUCCCUCUUGAUAAACAAGUACCUGGAUUCUGCAAAAUACCACCUAAAAGUGUCUGUAACCCAUCCUUUGGUGCAUCUAUUGGCCGUGGAGCAUGGAAAUUUCCCACAGGCGAAUGGGUCACUCUCAGCCAAUCUAUCGCCCUUAAUACUGUAGGCAAGAAUGAUGGGUCUGUCAUAGUAAAAGUCAAUGGCAAGGUCGUGAUUGAGUUCCAUGAGAUUACAUGGAUAACAGAUUCUAGCUCUGGAUUCCUUGGGCUUGCAUUCGAGACAUUCUUUGGUGGAGGCUCGAAGGAUUGGGCAACACCUAUUGAGCAGCACACCCUAUACAAAAACUUUUUCAUUCAAAUUGUUGACCAAUUAUAA
This is a messenger RNA of Batrachochytrium dendrobatidis JAM81, 1050 nucleotides long. RefSeq lists its product as uncharacterized. Lineage: Eukaryota; Fungi; Chytridiomycota; Chytridiomycetes; Rhizophydiales. The transcript is spliced from 4 exons. The record is from RefSeq and is a predicted model, not a curated record. The coding region runs from base 1 to 1050 and encodes 349 amino acids.